UUUUCGCAUCAGUUUGUCGUUGGCUCUCCCAUGAAGAUCAUCCUGGGACAACGCCUCCACCACUACUUCAUUACCUCCAAAUGCUGCCGUAUAGCAUUGCCCUCCUACGUCUCUGGGGUGUCUGGGUACCUCAGGAGUGGUGGCCCACAUGGAGAAAAAAAUUAUACCCAGCGUACACCGUUUUCGUUAUAUGUUUUGUUUACGCAAACACUUUGUCGCAGAUAAUCGAGCUUUUCACAACGUACGAGACUGUCAAGGGUUUCAUCAACAAAUCGUUUAUACUUCUCUCGACAAUCGCUGGAAGUGUCAAAGGUGCCCACUGUAUUCUACACAGACAGGAGUUUAUAAAUCUGGCGAAAACUCUGGAGUCCUACCCGUGUCGACCGGAGACACUCGAGGAAGAGGCAAUUCAACGAGAAUUCAAUAAAAAGAUUAAACACAUGAACAGACGUUACAUCACCAUGCAUCUAUUUACAAUAACAACAUUAACAAUUGCGAGUAUUCUUCGCGACGUCCCCAAAGGCGAGCUCUACUACAAGGCCUGGAUCCCCUUCGACUACACAUCCCCGCCUCGCUUCUGGUCCGCCUACAUUCAUCAAGUUAUCGCCCAUUAUUUCGAUCUCUGCAUGCACGCCGGAUACGAUACCCUAGCGCCGGGGAUGAUGAUCCAUGCUUGCGCUCAAUUCGCGAUCCUGGGGCAUCGUUUCCGGAUCCUUCCCCAGCGCAUAAAGGAACAACUGCGGGAGUCCGCGGACAUCAAUGAGUGCCAUGAGUUCAAGGCUUUGGAAACGAAAAAACUGACCGCUUGUGUCAGACAUCAUCUCCAAAUAUUUGAGUUCGCUAAGACGAAUAAUAACAUAUUUAGCGGCAUGAUAUUCAUGCAGUACACGGUGAGCUCCUUGGUACUCUGCAUGAGCACUUUACGAUUAUCUCAGAUACACGCCUUCAGUCCGACACUUCUCUCCAUCUUCUUGUACUUCUUGAGCAUGAUUGUGCAGAUAUUCAUGCCGUGCUUUGCAGGAAAUCAAAUCACGAUUGCCAGUGAAAGACUUUGCAACGACAUUUACAGCAUGGACUGGACAAUCUUAAGUACUUCAACCAAACGAAGUUUAGCCAUGAUAAUAGCUAGGGCUCAGAAACCCCUGAAAUUCACCAGUGGAUAUAUCCUGACUCUAUCGAUAGACUCGUUCAACAGUGUUGUGAAGACAUCCUAUUCAGCGUUCAACGUACUCCACGGUUCCUCCGACUUUUAAACUCAACGGCUGCUACGGCUAGGACGGCAAUGGUUUCCAAUGUAAAACCGAAAUAGAGAAAAUAGAGGACAUAGUUAUCCAAAAUAAAUAUCAGAUUAAUAGUUCUGCCUUUCCCAGUCAAGACAAAGAAGAGGAUUAAAAAUUGGAUUCUUCGAAGAUGAAGAAAAGGAG
Messenger RNA from Diachasmimorpha longicaudata, 1424 nucleotides. RefSeq names its product odorant receptor 94b-like. The transcript has 5 exons. Gene Ontology annotation, cellular component: plasma membrane. Gene Ontology annotation, molecular function: olfactory receptor activity; odorant binding. Lineage: Eukaryota; Metazoa; Arthropoda; Insecta; Hymenoptera; Braconidae. Bases 81 to 1253 code for a protein of 390 amino acids. Gene Ontology annotation, biological process: detection of chemical stimulus involved in sensory perception of smell; sensory perception of smell. The record is from RefSeq and is a predicted model, not a curated record.